Molecule: messenger RNA, 876 nt
Organism: Dioszegia hungarica
Lineage: Eukaryota; Fungi; Basidiomycota; Tremellomycetes; Tremellales; Bulleribasidiaceae
Exons: 1
Coding region: 1-876 (291 amino acids)
Source: RefSeq, a predicted model, not a curated record
AUGAAUCCAUCAUUCUCCUGCACACCCGUCAGCGCUACCACUCAUCUUGCCAGCAAGCUCCUCGACUUCAAGAUCCACGUCACCGGCAGCUGCUUUGACCACGACUCGUUCAUCACCGCAGCUCCUCCCAUCACACUGCAAAGCCAUCAACGGAUCGGGGACCAAGAUCUACUCGCCAACUACGCGAUUGAAAUCCCUUCGAAUGUCCGGUGGGACAUGGUAGAAGCGAAAGCCCACCGACUGCUGGGUUCAGACGAUUUCUCCGUCGACGUUGAGAAGAAGAUCGCCUUGUACGAUGCAUGUCACGCGUUCGCCACCAAGAUCGUGACUUCACAGUCCGCUCGCACUUCCCCCGCCCAAGGCGUCGAAGAUGCAUGGGUUGCGUACAAGGCGAAGAAUACGGACUCUCCACUUCCGGACCACAUCCUGUGCACGUUCACCUCCACCAGGCCGGAGGGAGCAGACGGGGAGGAGAAGACGGAGGAGACUGAGCGAGUGCUGUGUGACUACGUGACCGCGCAGGCGAUCCCCUCCAUCGGAUGCAGAGCGGAGCUCACAGCCAGUCUUUGCAACACUGCUGGCAAGUCGAGAAUCACCAGGACGGCUUGGAAGAUUGGCGAAGCAGGGCAAACAGAGGUCAGCGCUGGUGGAGUCCUGCUGGCUGUGGGCCACAAACCGUUUGAGUUUUUUUCGCCAGGAGGAGUGAAGAAAGCAGUGGAUGCUCUUCGGAGCACAGAGUUCGACGUCUUCCAGGGGGAGUCUGAGGCUGAUAGCUGCGCCACGCACCUGCGAGACGACUUCCUGGCGGCCUCGUUGGAGGGCAGCGCAUUCUACGGUGUGCCCAUCAUCAUCCGGAUGGCGCCCACGCAGCAAUGA